Messenger RNA from Penicillium oxalicum, 3651 nucleotides. RefSeq lists its product as uncharacterized. The record is from RefSeq and is a predicted model, not a curated record. The coding region runs from base 1 to 3651 and encodes 1216 amino acids. The transcript has 2 exons. Lineage: Eukaryota; Fungi; Ascomycota; Eurotiomycetes; Eurotiales; Aspergillaceae.
AUGUACGGACGACCUCAGCCCGAUCCUCCAUCGCAGCCUGAAUGGCGGAUACCCACACGACGUCCAGGUGCGCAGCAGUCAGAAGCAGCUGGACCGACACCUCCACCGCGUCCGCCUGCGACGGGCGCAUAUUCUCCAGCAACCUACGGUCCCAUUUCCACGUCGACGACGCACGCGGCCACCUCACCGUUGCUGGCGGGGCCCGGCGCAGAUCCGCGGACGUGGGGUGUGCGAUACAAACAGCAGAACAACCAGCAGAUACAUCCAAUCUACGCUCCACCGCCGUUGCCACCUCGCCCGCCGAGCGUCAAUGAGACGCCUCAAAUCUAUACACAACCACAGCCCCCACCCCCGCCCGCGCAUCACGGCGUCUCCAGCCCACCACCAACGUUGGGAGUGGACGCAUUCUCAGUCGCUCAGCCGGGACUGGUGUCGCCGAUUACUCCACCACCUUAUAGCGAAUAUGGAGCUCCAAAUCUAUCUUCGCCGUAUGCAGUUUCCCCGGUUCCGACUCUCCCUCCCCCUCCUCCCAAGAAGCCACCUGGAUACCAACCAAAUCCCCCGCCUCCUCCAGCGAAUUCAGAGAGGCCACCGUUACUUGCUCAAGGGGUAGGACCAGCGGCAACACAAGGGUCAUACGGCUUUGCCGACAAUGCUUCGGGUAGCAGCAGUCUUGGAAAUGCCGGUGCUGCUUCGACGAGUGCUUCGGCGCUGGGUCCUGGUACGCCAUCGGAUUGGGAGCAUCUUGGACCGACACCGGGUGAUUUUGACGACCGCCCGUGGUUUCCCACGCGAGACCAUUCGGCUCAAUCGCAACAUGAAUCUCCAAACCAAGUCAAUGCUCAACCACCACAAUUUGUCUCCACCCCGCCUGGUUACUCGACUGGAUUUGCCACUACUUUUAUAUCUGGACCUGCAAGCACACCAAUCCCUGCGGGAGUAGAUUCCGCACAGCUCCCUCUCCGGGAGGGAAGUCAUGCGAUUCGACCGCAGAGAACGGACUCAAUCUCGCCUGUCAGCCCUGCAAGCGCGCCUGGGGUCUCGCAAGCUGAGUUUCCUACUCGCAUGGACAGUGUUGGCUCCCGAGUGUCCUCGUAUGAAGGUCGUUCUGAUAGCGCGCACGGAGUCGUCGACACCUGGAUUCAGCCUCAGUCACCUCCAAUCGAGUCAACGCAGGGAGGUCAUCUCUCGCAGAGCGAUCAAAGGGCUUCCCUCGUCCUAGGUCCCGGUCGACAUAAUAGUCUUACAGCUUCUCAAGAUCCAGGACCUAUUCCCAGCCAUGAUAAAGCAAUGGGCCCGAGUGAGGUGGCUCGGCCAAGCACCGUCACUCCUCGAGAACCAGACCCCUAUGAAGACCUAGAUCCUUGGUUUCGAUCCUCACUAGCGCGAUAUGUAACGAUGUUACGGAAAGAGGCGGUUGCGGAUUCAGAUGAGGAGCGUUUCAAGAUCUUCACGGCGUUUGCGGCCAAGGAGACCAAGCUUCGCGAAAUUCUUUACAGUAUUGAGCACGAUCCACCGGCAACGCAACCGAUGUCAGAUCUUCCUCAUCUGGCGUCCAGACAUUCGUCGGUAGCCUCCAAGGCUGGAACACCGGCUGUUGAGUCAGGUUUGAUCCCCGUUGAGACAGAAGAGGCAUCUUCUCCGACUAUACCGCGCACAGAAGAUACACCGGAUCUUGACGACAAUGCUAGUGAAUACAGUGCGGGUGGCAGGCCUAUCCUUGGUAAACAAGCACGCCGUGUCUCUCAGUGGACGCCCAAUCUUGCGGUCCUCUCGUCGGAUGGAGAAACAAUCAGUCAAAAGACAAAGAAUCCUUCGAGGAAAUCAACCAUUGAUGAGAGUGGUCCGAAGCAGAAUAUGGAGCCGCUUGCGACAAACCCUCCACGCCCUAUCUACACACCCUUUCAAUACAAAGAAGGCCCACAGCGCGGGUCGGAUAACCUGACAUUUGACCGUCCGGCGUAUCAGGCUUACUCUGAGCUUCGCCAGGCAUCUGCUGUCAGCGGACGAGUCAUGUCAGGUGUUCCUCCAUCUGUCCUCCAAUCGCUGCCUGGCGCCUUGUCGACCUCCCCAUUACAGGACGAACACAGUGAGACGUUUCUUGGACUCAUCCGUGACAGGAGUAGCGCGUACCGACCUUUAGACAGCAAGCCCAUCCACUCAGCCCCGCUCCUUUCUGGGCCUGCCCAGCAAGGACGGAGGUCUGACGACCCGCUCGAGGAUCUUCGAGCCAUGGUGUUGACUCCAUUGGACAAGCAAUCAGAAAGCUCUUGGCAUGUGACUGCUCGAAAAGAGCUCGAGAAGUACCCAGAUGGAUUUGAAUCUAUCCAGGAGCAGAUUGAUCAAUGGGAGAGCUCGAUGAAGCAACGCCGGAUCAAAGUCGAUCAGGAUCGAACCAUCCGACAGGAGGAGUCGGAGGCUCAUAUUGAUGACCUCUUCAAUGAAAAGGCCAUUGGCUACGCUGACAUCAAUACAUUAGAGGAAGAUUUCCGCCAAAGUGAAGCACGUGUCCAGCUGGAUGAGGAACGUGAAGAGGUUGAAAAUUUCGUACAAAAUGUUUUCAACCCUCUCGAUCAGCGCUUGAAAAACGAGAUUGCGGCGCUUCGUAAGUCCUACGAAUCUGCGCUCGGCCAAUUAGACCGUGAUCAGAAGAGGCAGAGUCCGAGAGCCAAACAAUGUAGCCCGUCCGUGACCAUGAAGCUGAUCAAUGAGAUACAUCGCAAGCUUGAGACUCGUUUUCAGAAGAGGCUCGAGAUUGCGCUGGACUGCGAACGGCGUCGUAAGAAAGCUGAGCGACGGCCCCUUGUGUUCAUCGGCGAUAUGGCGGGACUGCGCAAGCUGGACGGGGAAUUCGAUCAAAUGGAGAAGCGAAACAUUCUUGAAGCGGCCAAAGAUCGGGAUGACCGUGUCAACCGACUCAUGGAUUCGUUUGAUGAUGCGAUUCUCCACGGCUUGGGUUUGAACCAGAGUCUGCUGGACGAACUUGCCAGUAAAACAGCCCGAUUGAACACCUCUGACGUCCGUGCCUCCAGCCUGUCGAAAUCGGAGAUAGAGCGGGUUCUGAAGUCCGCGAUGACCUUUGCAGAUUCACUUCGCCAAGAUUCGGAGGCAAUCUUGCGCAAUUCGGCCGUUGCUGAAGACGCGUUGAAUGACGCUGAUUACAAUGUCUCCGUUGCCGAGGCGCAGUAUGCGAAUUCGGAUCCCGAUGUCUUCGAGCGACUCGAGCUAGAAAAGAAAAAGGAAGAUGGCAUUCUGCAAGAUGAUCUACAGAAGAAGCUGCAGAGCAUUCAAAGCGGCUCACAGGAGCUCGAAGCCAACAUUCACCGUCUGCUUGAAGAUCCGGAGCGUGCGCCUCAGGCUACGAGCCGAGCUUCAAGUCCGACUCCUGCCCCUCAUCCGGCACAAAGUCCCGUCGAAUCUUCAACGCCGCCAAUCCCUGGAACCAGUACUCGGAAAGUCACGCCAUCCAAGCUCCCCAUUGAUGCGCUGCCCCUAGAACUUCGUCCUGCAGUGACGCUGCCUGGUCGGAGCUCGACUUCAACGCCCUCAUCCACGGGUCGAGCGUCGAUUGAUCCAGAAGUAGAACACAAGGAGAGACUGCGCCGGGCAUUGGAGGAUGCAAAGAGACGAAACGCAGCGCGAGACGGCUAA